Molecule: messenger RNA, 5283 nt
Organism: Hypomesus transpacificus
Lineage: Eukaryota; Metazoa; Chordata; Actinopteri; Osmeriformes; Osmeridae
Product: von Willebrand factor A domain-containing protein 7-like
Exons: 16
Coding region: 1722-4820 (1032 amino acids)
Source: RefSeq, a predicted model, not a curated record
UCACAGGGAUUCUUACUGUAGACCUCUCACUCUGUGUGCCAGGAUGAUGGGCAUCUAUGAAAAGAGAACUUCGAGGCUGAAAGACCAAAAACGUGCUAAAACACUAACUACACAAAUUAGGCUUCAUUACCUUGUAUGCAGACAUUUGACAUCUACGACCACAGCAAACAUGGGCCUACAAAGAGCAACCGUUUAGAACCCCCACCAAAAUGUGAGACACCUGACAUCAGAUUUACUGGAUUUAGGCAAUGUUGCAUGUACAGUCUCUGUGAAUAAGCAUUUUGGGGAAUGUGAGGUGAGCAAUACGGAAAACGAAAGUGUGUGUACAAGGAACAUGACACGUAUUGAGCAUGUAUUGAUUUUAACAGACCGACUAUUAUUUUUACCACUCCCAACUGUCAAGUCCGUGUCGAAGAUAAAUGUCAGAACAACAUUCUCAAAAACAUUGUCGGAGAUAAUAUACUGGUGAUGCUGAGCGUUUGGCAUCCAACCCCCCAAAAAUACCUCUUCUGCAUUCCAGUCAUUGUUUUUACAGUCUCUGCAACCGUGUGAGACAGGUGACUCUCUUCCAGGCUGUCAACAGCCCUGAGAAAAAUGAUCAUCAUCAACCAGAUCCCCCACUCCCCACCAUGUAGUAACCAUUUUAGCAGAUAAUUAAUUUAUCCUGUAGAGUAUGUAUUUGUGCUAAAGAAGGCAUAUACUGACUAUCUUUGGAAACCAACUGUCAUUUUUCUUACUGUUGAGCUAGGCAAAAAAAACAUUACAAAAUUAAAGAAAGUUUCUAAAUGGUAGGUCAACCGAUCAUCUUAUUUUGAUUAAAACAUAAAAACAAUAUUAGGCACAUGAAGCUCAAAAAAACGGUAUUUGCGCUUAAAUGAAUUCAGAAUUAACUAUACUCAGUCCUACAAUCUGAGAGUUGUUGAUGAGAAGGAUCAGACUGAAACUUAACUCAAAAGAACAUUGAGCAUAACUGAAAAGGAACAUGGAUAUAUCAAACAUAACAAUGAACACAUUUUUUUGUUAAUCUAAUCCUGAUAGUUCUAUGGUGUCAGCUAUCUGACUUAAUCUUAAUAUUAUUUUAGCGGUUUGCUAACUUACAUGAUGUAUGUUUCUGUGCUAAAAAAGCAAAUAUGGUGUUUUUGGUCAAUUUAAAAAAGAAAUUGUCUAUGGAUGGAUGAAGAAUUAGAUAACCUUUUCGUAGCUGAAAGAUGCUUUCUGUAUACACAUUCCAACAGUCUAUGUUUUUUUGUAAAUGAAAAGUUUGUCUCUGUUACUGAAAAUAGAGGUCAUUCUCUGGUAUAUCUUGGUUCUCAAAGCAACAUAAUUAUAGAUCACAAAGCAGUAGGUCAGUAAUCAUGGGACUGUAUAAACACUCAUUAGACUGGGGUCAGAUGGCUGAGUGGUUAGGGAAUCGGGGUAUCGAUCAGAAGAUAGCCGGUUCUAUGCCCGGCUCUGCCAACACGUUGUGGCACCUUCACCCUACUUGCCUUGGGGGAAUGUCCCUGUACUUACUGUCAGUCGCUCUGGAGUGUCUGCUAAAUGACAAAAUAUAAAUGUAUUGAUUACAGUUUCCUGGAAACAUUCCAGAGAAACCAGUCAAACUUGAAAACCACGUGCAUGAUGCCCACAGUGACACCCACUAUCAUUCUAUAAAUUGCAGAUUACUGCAGAAUGAAACACUUUUGAGACCUUAGGUGGCGUAUGCUCGUAAUACUUGGUCAAUGAUGCUGUCUGCUGUGCCAUUAGUCUUUCUCCUCAUUCCCUUCCUGCAGAAAGGGGCACUUGGUUUCAAGGGAAUUUCUUGGAUUGAAAGUGGCUCAAAAACUCACCAACAAAUCACAGUUGAAGCAAUCUUGGAGACCACUGUACAGGUCUGCAGAGAUGUGGCCAUCGCUGAGGGACGAGACAUUUCAUCAGCGCCCAGACCCUUGACUACUGAGGGUGUUGCUCUAGCCUGCCAGUCCUCAGGGUCUGAGAGUUUCUCCAGAGCCCAAGGAGACUUAAAAUGGAGCAACACAUUAGUGGACUCCCAGAGGCUGCAUAGUCCCAGUUAUCACUUUGACAGUGAGACGUUCGAGGAGGGACGUAAACUCAUAACUGAUGGUAUGUCAGUGGUCAAAAAGAAUAUAAUCCAAGGAAAUUUACAGGCAGCAAGAGAGAAACUGGGAGAAAUCUCACACACAUUGCAGGAUUUCUACAGCCACAGUAAUUGGAUUGAAUUAGGAAAUCAACUUCCCCAUCCCAGUCUUAUCAGAUCUGACAUUUCCAUUGGCCCAGUUGCAGAUAGCAGCACACCCACCUGUAGGAGCUGUGUUGAGGAUGACUGUCGGAACAACAUUCUGGACAACAUUAUUAGAGACAAGAUACUAACCUCAGGAUAUUUCAACAUUUUUUCAUUUAAACCCAAAGGGAAGUGCAGCCAUGGAGACUUAUUGGACACAGCCAGUUUAAUUGAGCCAACGGGAGGCAUUAACAAGGACGACCUUGACGCUAAGCACGGGUUUUUACACCUGACUGCUGCGAACGUGGCGAUGGCCGCCACCAGAGAACUCCUGGAGGACAUCCGAGGUGCUGCUGGAGACAGAAACUUCCUGUGGAUGAUUGGGAUCUCCAAUGGAACCAAGGCUCUAUGUUUAGUGAUCGACACCACAGGCAGCAUGUCUGAUGACAUUGCUGAGGUGAAGAGGGUGUCUUCCUUCAUUGUUGACAGCAGGAGAGGAACAAAAGCUGAGCCCUCACUCUACAUCCUGGUCCCCUUCAACGAUCCAGAAUUUGGGCCACUAACGAGGACAACAGAUCCAGACUACUUCAAGACCCAGAUAAACAGUCUUACUGCUUCAGGUGGUGACGAUAUUCCUGAGUUGAGUCUGUCAGGACUCCAGCUGGCGCUAACAGCUGCUCCUCCAUCCUCGGAUAUCUUCCUCUUCACUGAUGCCCCGGCCAAAGAUACGCACCUAAGAGGCACGGUGACUGCACUGAUAGAGCGCAGCAAGUCAGUGGUGAAUUUCAUGUUGACUGGGGGCCUUGCGUCCAGAAGGAGAAGAAGAAGCAUUGGAAGUAUUGACACCCAGCUGUACAGGGACUUGGCCCAAGCCUCCGGGGGACAGGCCAUCCAGGUCACAAAGACCCAGCUGCCCCAGGCGACCAGCCUGAUCUUGCAGUCCACCAGCCCCAACCUGGUGACUCUUCUGCAGGCUGUAAGGAGCCCUGGAAAACCAGAUAACUUCUCCUUUGUUGUGGACGUGUCUGUGACCAAUGUGACCGUCUACAUUGUUGGGUCCGCCCCCUCAUUUACUCUUAUUAAUCCUGCAGGUGACAACAGUCUUUACAAUAUGUAUUUUUCUUGGUAUGACAUAUAUAACUAUUGUUUAAACUUGAUGAAACCAGAGCCCAUUAUUGUGGGGACAUUUCAAACAUUGCUGCUGAAUAAAAAAGUGGGGCUCUGGGAAAUCAGAGUUGACUCAGCGAGGCCCUACACUCUAAAGGUUGUAGGUCAGAGCACUCUCAAUUUUCUGUUUGAACUUGUGGAGGUUGCCCAAGGCUCAAGUCUGGCAAUUUUAAACACCCGUCCAGCAUCUGGCAGCAACGCCACCCUGGUGGUCACGGUAACAGGCAGCGACUCUGCGGAAGUGACGGAGGUGGCAUUGGUAGAGUCCUCGGGGACGCAGGAGAUCAAAGGCAGCGUGCAGCCAAUAGGGGGCGAAGAUUUCCUGGUGACGAUGGGUAAACUACCCGCCGGCGACUUUUUAGUGCGUUUUAGUGGAAUAGACAGCAGCAGCAGAACCCGGGCUGCACCAAUCAGCUUCCAGAGACAGUCCUCCACUCGUGUCCGGACCUCCAGUUUCUCGGUUACGGCUGUAUUUGACGGUGUCUUUGAGCCAGGAUCGUCCCCUGUAGUCCCAUUCACAGUGUCAACCAAUGGCACGGGAGGAGAAUUUGUUAUCCAAGCCACCAACAACCAGGGGUUCAGAUCCUCCUUUCCGUCCAGCCUGUUUGUGGAGACUGGGGGGAGCGCUAACGGAACUGUCACCCUCACAGUGCCCGCCGACACGCCCUCCGGCAGUGACGUCACCCUGACCAUUGAAGCUCAGGCCCCAGGGACGGUUGAAACCAAUUAUGCUGUGCUGCGCCUCUCUAUCACACGCCAGGCAACAGACGUGACUCGCCCUGUUUGCCAGAUCGUCAGCGUAACGGCCAACUGUUCCGCCAACUGCAGCCUGUCCACAUGGCAGCUCUCUGCCAACCUCUCAGACGGUAAUGGGACGGGCAUCCAGCGGAUCAGCCUGCGCCAGGGUGACGGCACCCUCAACACCACUAGGGUGUUGGACCCUGAGGGUGAAAACGUGACCCUGGCACUCUACAGUGCCUCCUGCUGCUCUCCAGAUGUAGAGCUGGUGGCUGUGGAUGGUGAGGGGAAUGUGGGCACGUGUUUCCGGUCCAUCAGGGUGGCGACGACAACGGCACCUAACACCACUGUCUUUACCUCUCUGCCUAUGACCAAUGCUACAACGGUGGCUACCACCAGCCAGGCACCUAACACUACUGUCUUUACCUCUCUGCCUAUGGCCAAUGCUACAACGGUGGCUACCACCAUCCAGGCACCUAACACCACUGUCUUUACCUCUCUGCCUAUGACCAAUGCUACAAUGGUGGCUACCACCAGCCAGGCACCUAACACCACUGUCUUUACCUCUCUGCCUAUGACCAAUGCUACAACGGUUCCUGUAAGCAAUCCCACCAGCAGUGGGAAUACUUUAGAUGUGUUUGCUUCCAUCUAUCUCACUGCUGUUCCUCUUGUAAUCCUUAAACUUGGCAUUUAGCUAUUUGGUGGAUUACAAUGUGAUAUUGCGAGUAUCACAACAGUAUGUGUGUAUGUAGAAGUUAUGAUUACUAUUGAGUAAUUAUUCUAUAUAAGAUUCUAUAUUCGAGUAUUCUUUAUUAUUAUUAGAUCAAGGAGCCAAAUAUUAUCAUUAUUUGGUAUCCAUCCAAUCAUCAUCUUCUGUUUAUCCGGGGUCGGUGUGUGUAAUUUAAAUACAUGAAAAUAUCUAUUUCUGAAAAAAAAAUCAGAAUUCCUGUUUAAAUGAUAGACUAGGCCUAUAAAAGUGGCCUAGUUAAUGAAAAAGAAGUCAGAUAAAGAUGUUGAAAAAAGUGCAUUUAUAAGAACUCAAUUCACAUUUUUGCUGCUUUCUGUUAUUUUGUGGCCUAGAUUAACAUUUAAAAUUUUAACAUUUAGUCAUUUAGCGGACGCUUUUAUCCAGAGUGACUUACAGUAAGUACAGAGAC